AAAAAAAAAGUCCUAGGUGACGGGUUUCGCUACAUCUGCCCAAACAUUGGACACCUUCUCCUUCUCGGCAAAAUCCAGCCAUUGUUGUGCUCUCCGUCUCCCAUGAACGAAAGCCAUGGCCACCAGCAACCAAAAACCCACACAAAAAUCCUCCUCACCUCACUGUCAGCCAUUGUGGCUGAGACAGUCACUUUCCCGAUAGACUUGACAAAGACCCGGCUCCAGCUCCAUUCCUCCACUACAAAACCCACCAACGCCUUCGUGGUGGCCUCCGAGAUCAUUCGCCAACAGGGUCCUCUCGGGUUCUACCAGGGCCUUUCUCCUGCCAUUUUAAGACACCUAUUCUACACUCCAAUUCGAAUUGUGGGCUAUGAAAAUUUGAGAUAUCUUGUGGUGGUUAACAAUGAAGUUGCUGGCGGUGGUGGUGAUCUUGUUUCUCUCUCCACCAAAGCUCUCCUUGGUGGACUUUCUGGGGUAAUUGCUCAGGUGGUGGCUAGCCCUGCUGAUCUGGUUAAGGUGCGGAUGCAAGCAGAUGGUCGUAUUGUGAACCAAGGUCUCCAACCUAGGUACUCGGGGCCUCUUGAUGCUUUCAGCAAGAUUAUAAAGGCAGAAGGCUUUGGCGGACUGUGGAAAGGAGUUUUCCCGAACAUCCAAAGAGCCUUUCUGGUGAACAUGGGAGAACUAGCAUGUUAUGACCAUGCAAAAAGAUUUAUCAUCCAGAAUCAUAUAUCUGCUGAUAAUAUCUAUGCCCACACAUUAGCAUCCAUCAUGUCAGGACUUUCUGCAACUGCUUUGAGUUGCCCAGCUGAUGUUGUGAAGACAAGAAUGAUGAAUCAGGCAGCAAGCAAGGAUGGCAAGGCUGUAUACCAGAGCUCUUACGAUUGUCUGGUGAAGACAGUAAGAAUGGAGGGAUUGAAAGCACUAUGGAAGGGAUUCUUUCCAACCUGGUCUAGACUUGGUCCAUGGCAAUUUGUUUUCUGGGUUACUUACGAGAAAUUUCGACAUGCUGCAGGGCUUUCUUCCUUCUGAUAUUGAUUUAUGAGGAGGACUCUGCAAGCCCAUUUUGACCAACACUUGCAAGAAGUUUCAACAAGCUCCAGGCUGUCUUCCUAUAAUUCUUCUCAUUGCUUUCACUCUGCAAGCCACUUCGGCCAAUUAUACUCCUUUAGUCUU
This is a messenger RNA of Populus euphratica (Euphrates poplar), 1173 nucleotides long. RefSeq names its product Mitochondrial substrate carrier family protein (gene UCP3). Gene Ontology annotation, biological process: transmembrane transport. The transcript is spliced from 2 exons. Lineage: Eukaryota; Viridiplantae; Streptophyta; Magnoliopsida; Malpighiales; Salicaceae. The record is from RefSeq and is a predicted model, not a curated record. The coding region runs from base 103 to 1029 and encodes 308 amino acids.